CCUCACCCUCCAUGAUGGUUUCUCGGAUCCUCGGUGCUGGCGGUCGGGUUCCGGGUCGUUGACGCCGCAAGAUUUCACCGCAGAGACAAUCAGAGAUCAGCUGAGCCGCUCGGCCUCCCCGGUCACCGUGGUCCUGGAUUCUCUCAGCUGGAUCCUCGCCCGAUGUCCCCUCCCCUCCGUCUGCCACACCCUCCGAGACCUGACCCGCCCCCAGCAAGACUCUCUGCUCCUCCCCCUGGUAGGGUCACAUGACGUGCACUUCCUGUCAUUGCUGCACGUAGAUGUACAUGAUCCCGGCGUGGUGAGAUGUGUGCGGACCGUCUGUGACUCCGUCAUCGAUGUGACCGAGGGAGGAGAGCGGCUCGGGGUCACCGUCACACAGCGCAACAGAUCCGGCAAAGUGAUCACCAGUAGAGAAAACAUCAGAAUUUUUGAGGAUUUCUCUUUAGAGACGACAACAGAGAACCAACCAGAGUCACAGAGAACCGAGGAUCUUCUCCUCUUCUGUAGGAUCUUCUCCUCUUCUGUGGGAUCUUCCCCUCUUCUGUGGGAUCUUCUCCUCUUCUGUGGGAUCUUCUCCUCUUCUGUAGGAUCUUCUCCUCUUCUGUGGGAUCUUCCCCUCUUCUGUGGGAUCUCCCCCUCUUCUGUGGGAUCUCCCCCUCUUCUGUGGGAUCUCCCCCUCUUCUGUGGGAUCUUCUCCUCUUCUGUGGGAUCUUCUCCUCUUCUGAAGUCGUCUCUUCUCCAAAGUUCCGGCAGCUCGGGCAAAAUCUUCUAUGACCCGGACCCCGGUGAUGACCUGGAUGAGGAAGAUCCAGAUGAUGACUUGGAUGUCUGUUACAGGAAGUCGUCUCUUCUCCAAAGUUCCGGCAGCUCGGGCAAAAUCUUCUAUGACCCGGACCCCGGUGAUGACCUGGAUGAGGAAGAUCCAGAUGAUGACUUGGAUGUGUAA
This is a messenger RNA of Nanorana parkeri, 949 nucleotides long. It is a transcript of the gene ELP5, whose product is annotated as elongator acetyltransferase complex subunit 5. Gene Ontology annotation, cellular component: elongator holoenzyme complex; cytosol; nucleus. Gene Ontology annotation, biological process: tRNA wobble uridine modification. NCBI's taxonomy places the organism in Eukaryota, Metazoa, Chordata, Amphibia, Anura, Dicroglossidae. The record is from RefSeq and is a predicted model, not a curated record. Gene Ontology annotation, molecular function: tRNA binding. The annotation marks the transcript as partial. The transcript is spliced from 6 exons.